Messenger RNA from Dichomitus squalens LYAD-421 SS1, 2198 nucleotides. RefSeq lists its product as uncharacterized. The transcript is spliced from 2 exons. NCBI's taxonomy places the organism in Eukaryota, Fungi, Basidiomycota, Agaricomycetes, Polyporales, Polyporaceae. The record is from RefSeq and is a predicted model, not a curated record. Bases 775 to 1941 code for a protein of 388 amino acids.
GAAGGAUUGGCCACUCCGACGGCGGACGCGACCCUGCAUUGUGAGAAGACGGCGUGAGGGGCUCUGGGGGUGCUGGUCGCGGGCUAUUUCCAGAUCGGUCGGUGGAGGGGUGGGAAGGGUGUGGGGAAAGAAGCAGGAUGGAAGGCUUCGCUGGAGUUGGGCGAUGCCACGAUGAUGCCGGAUUGGGCCCCGCGAAGGGCCCAUGUGAGGCUUUCCCCACACUACCCCCGUCCUCUCCUGCCCCGCCUGCCGUUUUGGCCUGUGAGCAGUACGCAGCUGACGCAGCCGCGUCUGUCAUGCGCUGCCUAUCAAGCCGGCACUCGAACGCAAAUAAAGCUUACUGCGAACGGGCCCCUCCUCGCAGGCCGUCUGCCUCGAUCGACCUCUCCAGCCUCGGACACCCUCUUCACGCCUCCUCGCCCUUGUGCAACUUCACGACUCGACCGCGGUUCGUUCUUGCUGCAGGAGAACCGCUGCAUCACGCCGACGGACGCAUUCACCGACUACUCCGAUCGUGCUUACUCAACCGUGGUGCCCUCGAUCCCGACCGGCGGCACCGAGCCACAUCGCGCCCGCUGACGAGUACAGGACGGCCAUCCACUGUUGAUUCAUAUUGCUCGCCUCCGACGGCAUUCGUUUGUCGUCGACAUCCCACGGCAUCUCCUCCUUCACGCUCCCGCCAUAUAAGCUUCCCCCUCACACAUACCCCGCUAACAGUACUUCUUCCUAGUCGUGCGCCCCUCGCUCUAAUACCACCUUUCGGCAAUCGUUGAAAUGCCGGCCCCCACCGAGGUUUCCCCCCGAGGCUCGCCCUCGGCCAUGUACACCCUCCCAAACGUCGCCACACACGAUCUCCAGCGCGGAUCCCCCACACCCAAGUUCGAGAUUGAGCGGCCGCGGCGCCGCUCGCCCUCGCCCGUCCCCGCCAGCCCCACGCCCUCCUCGUCCAAGUCCAUGUACGCGCCGCCACCCCUCACCUGGCGCAACGCCGCCCAAGACGCCAUGGCGGGCAUCUACUACACCAAGGACGCGUUCCCGUCCUCGAGCUUCCUGCCCCCGCCCUUCUCGCGCGAGCGCGUGGCCGUGGACGCGGGCGACCGCGUCGAGCUCCUCGAGGAGAUCGACGAGUACGCGGUGCGCGUCCGCGUCCUCCGCACGGGCGCCGUCGGCCUCAUCCCCGCGUGGAACACCGAGGGCGCGCUCGAACGCCUGACGAGGAUGAACACCGCGUUCAACGAGGCGGCAACCUGCCCCGUGGAGGCCCGCGCCCUGCGCCGCCGCGAUAGCGGCUCCUCCUCAGGCUCCGCCGCCAGCUGGGACGACGCCGCGAGCGCGCCCGCCGACGGCUGCUCGCUGACGCACGUCCACUCGCGCUGCAUCCCGUUCGCGACGCGCGUCCGCUUCCCCGACUACUACGGCGCCCCCAGCGCGUACAGCGACGACGACGACGGAUCCGACGAAUCCGACGCAUCCGACGCGGACACGCCCGCUGGGUCUCCCCGGGAGUACGAGCGCGGGCGUCCGCUGCGGCAGUCGUCGCAGCCCGCCGUGUUCGAAGCCCUGCCGCGGACGCUCGAGAAGGGCGGGAUCUCGGCGUCGGUCGGGACGGCGGCCCGGUCGCGCUCGGGCGGCAGGAAGUCUGUGAACUUCGCAGGCGGGGAGCGCCCGCAGGUCGUGUUCCGGUACCCGUCGGAGGAGGCGGUGGGUUCGCUGUUGGGGGAGGAGACGGAGGCGGAGCCCGAGCGCGGACACGGCGAGGAGGGCGAGGAGGAGUGGUGGUGGCAGGGGUGGGAAGAGGCGCGCGAGGAGUCUGCUGGUGAGAAGGGAGGAGAGGGAGAGGGGAAGGACGCGGAGGCGAGCGACGAGACGGCGGCGGCGGAACAGGGGACCGUCGACUUUGACGAGGUCUUCCCGUUCGCGUUUGACGAGGCUGGGCUUUGACGAUGGUGUCUAUGCAGGCUCGCCCUCUACAGCUGGCAGGGCUACCGGAGGGCGGGCAGGUGAGACGGGAAGUGGCAAAAAGGCGGCAGGACGCUGGCCAGAUAGCACUCGCACACAUAGUAGGUAGGAUUUCGCGUAGGGAUUGGGCUCGGACGACGGAUACCGGACACUCACCCAGGCUCGCUGUAAUUGUCGCUGCACGGCUAGCGUUGUUGUAUAGUAUCUGUAACGCAUAGCAAACAUUCUGUUUAAUGUCC